Molecule: messenger RNA, 1188 nt
Organism: Letharia lupina
Lineage: Eukaryota; Fungi; Ascomycota; Lecanoromycetes; Lecanorales; Parmeliaceae
Exons: 9
Coding region: 1-1188 (395 amino acids)
Biological process (GO): rRNA methylation
Cellular component (GO): mitochondrial matrix
Molecular function (GO): rRNA (adenine-N6,N6-)-dimethyltransferase activity
Source: RefSeq, a predicted model, not a curated record
AUGCCCAAAGCUGCUGGCAAAAAGCGCAACGGCGCAGCCCAUGGCAGCAGCCCGUACAGUCAUGGCUCUGCGGCGAACCAUAUCUUCAAGAUGAAAACAAAUAUCGGUCAACAUGUGCUUAAGAAUCCUGGUGUGGCACAGGCAAUAGUCGACAAAGCCGACCUUAAACAGAGCGAUAUCGUCCUCGAAGUGGGCCCUGGGACGGGUAACUUGACGGUCAAGAUACUUGAGAAAGCAAAGAAAGUCAUUGCCGUCGAAUUGGAUCCCAGGAUGGCAGCCGAAGUCACAAAACGCGUGCAAGGCAAACCUGAGCAGAAGCGAUUGGAGGUCUUGCUCGGUGACGUUGUAAAAACCGAUUUACCUUACUUCGAUGUCUGCAUAAGCAAUACACCAUAUCAAAUCUCCUCCCCCUUAACUUUCAAACUCCUUGCACUCUCUCCCGCCCCUCGUACCUGCAUCCUAACCUUUCAACUCGAAUUUGCGCAACGACUUUUUGCUAGGCCUGGCUCCACUCUCUAUUCGCGACUCUCAGUCAAUACGCAAAUGUGGGCCACAGUAACACACAUCAUGAAAAUCGGCCGCAACAAUUUCCGUCCUCCACCAGCGGUGGAGAGUAGCGUGGUAAGACUGGUGCCGAAGAGACCAAGACCGGAUGUCAGCUGGGACGAAUGGGAUGGGCUACUGAGGGUUUGUUUCGUGAGGAAGAACCGGACGCUGAGAGCGGGGUUUCUUGGUACGACUACCGUUAUGGAGAUGCUCGAAGCCAACUACCGAACCUGGUGCGCGCAGAACAAUGUCUCCGUUGAAGAUGGGCCAUCCGACGUCAACGGUGCUGAAGUGGGAAUGGAAAUUGCUGCCGAGGUGCAAGCGGUAAAAGAUGAAGAGCCAGGAGCAGGUGAUGAAGAAGAGGAAGAAGAAGAAGAGUGGGGAGGUAUCAUGGAUGUAGAUGACGCGGAUACACCCUCCUUUUUCCAAGACGAGCUAGAUGAGAAGGCCAAGAUAUUAAACGCCAAGUCUGGGGGAACGAGGAAGAGGAAGGGUAAAGUCGCUGAAUUAGUCCGAGAAAAGGUGAGGAAGAUUUUGGAGGACGAGACGGAGCUUGCGGAUAAGAGAGCGAGGAUGUGCGAUGAGAGUGACUUUCUCCGAUUGCUGUGGGCGUUUAACAAGGAAGGGAUUCAUUUCAGCUGA